Messenger RNA from Venturia canescens, 1452 nucleotides. RefSeq lists its product as uncharacterized. Lineage: Eukaryota; Metazoa; Arthropoda; Insecta; Hymenoptera; Ichneumonidae. The coding region runs from base 499 to 1317 and encodes 272 amino acids. The record is from RefSeq and is a predicted model, not a curated record. The transcript is spliced from 2 exons.
GAAAAGACUUUCAAACAUUUCAAACUCUCGAGAGCAACAAGCUAUAAGGCUUAUGCCCGUUUUCUCCAACGUUAAUCUGAGAAACUAUAUGAAAAAAAUUGAACCGAGUUUGAACUGCGUCGGAGAAAACGGCCGUAACGCUGUAGCGUCCAAGUCGAAUUGAAUGUAUCUUUGUCGAAGCGGUUAAUUAACUAGUGGUGGCCAGGCUAGUCCUCACGGAUGACACAGAAGUGAGCCGAGCCAAAAACGAGAAGAAGAAAGAAGAAGAACCGUACUAUAUUAAGGAGAUCUAACCUUUUAUACUACGUAUCUAUUCAUCAGUGUUGUUCAAUAUGUCUAAAGACAAUUAUUACGCUGAGGUAUACGCUAAAUUUGCGGCAAGUGUGGAUUCAUUAUCAGACUGGAUCCCAGCCCCGACAGUCCCCGCUAAGUUAGAGGGAUGGAGCGAUGAGUCCGUAAAGAAGUCAUGCGAAAAAAUCUCUUUUAAUUAAUUCUUACAUGAAGGAUUCUCUCCCCGAAAUCAAGAAAGCCGUAAUACGCUUUUACAACCUUUACUUUCAUGGUACUAUAGAGACCGAAGAUAAUUUGAUUGCUGUAGUAGCCGACGCGGUGGCGAUGGCUCGGAUUGAAGGUGAGAAUUUUUGGAAUGAUGAAAUGUUCGUCGGAGAAUUGUUCUAUGUUAGGAACUCAUCUUCAUUAGUAGAACUACCUCUGAAGGGGGUAAGCACGUACAGCAAAAAUUUAAGCACAUUCAAGGCAACUGUGAACAGGAUUGUACAGAGAUGGAAAACAAAUGAUCCUGUGAGUAGUGAAGUAAAUCACUUACUCCAGUUAACAGGUUUCCUUGCACUGACAAUGUGGAGAGCUUCGAUAAAAAAUAAAGCACAAAUGCAUAUUGCAUUUAAAGAGGCUCGGUAUACUGAGAAUCUCAUGGCUGUGGCAAAAUGGCCUGCAGAAAAAGGAUUCGCUCCUCCAUGCGAGUCUUACCUAGAUAAGAUUGUCAUUGGAUUGGCAAAGGGACUCCCCGAAACUGGGCAAAUCUUCUUACUAUUCAUUAGGCAGAUGAUCAUCCUCCAAAGUUUGGUAGCCACCGACUCGCAAAGACUCAAAUAUCUCUCCAUAUCUGUAAUGACUGAUACAGCAAGUAAUGGUCUUGGGAUCCUUAGUCUCUUGCAAGCCAUUCAAACCGGACUUGGCAUGGAUUGGAAAGAAGUGAAGAAUGUUCGGUCCAAGGCACCAUCCUGUCCUGGAAGAAAUUUACUGAGUUUGCAAAUGAUCUUGCAUCUAAAAACCACUCACAGUUGGCAAGCCUGUUAGGUGGAAUAGCAGAAUCCUUUGUGGAAGAAGGUAUUUGGGAACAAGAAUGGAUCAAAGGCAAAAAAGAUCGAUACAUGGCACACAUAAAAUUUGGGCGAGCAUUUGCAGAAAGGAAACGUCUUCGUCGACACUCUC